UCACGUCGCUCGGUCCACUCUGAAGAAGGAAGUGUUGCGCGAGGGUGUCCCGUGGAGGCUAUUUACAAACAUCAAGCUCCGAUUGCACUGCACUAUCCCGGAACACACGCUCUCUAAAUCACCCCUGAUUCGAAAAAUAAAUGCCCUGCAUAGGCCUGCGAGAAAUAAAACACGCGAAGAACAAGGAUCAUAAUCCGCACGGUGACAAAGCCACACUCGCGAUAAGGAACGGAGAUAAAGCGCACGGAGCCGUGUCGCCGUUGCCUUCUCAAUGCAUACCCUUUGUGCUCGGGGAACGAUGAAACCAGAGAUCACCGCAGCCGUCGGAUUUCUGUCCAGAUUCCUGCGGAUAAAAGGACACGUAAACGACAGACAGCUUCAGACAUUCAGCCAAACCCUACAGGAUAUUUUAGCAGAGCAAUACAAGCACCAUUGGUUCCCUGACCGUCCCUGCAAGGGCUCUGGGUACCGCUGCAUUCGCAUCAACCACAAGAUGGACCCUCUGGUGGGUCAGGCGGCGCAGCGCAUCGGCCUGACCAUCCAGCAGCUGUACGUGCUCCUGCCCAGCGAGCUGACGCUCUGGGUGGACCCGUUCGAGGUCUCCUACCGGAUCGGCGAGGACGGCUCCAUCUGCGUGCUCUACGAGUCCCAGCCCAGCGUCAGCGUCAGCGUCAACAACGCGGUCAACAUGGCAACCGGCGGCCCGACCUCCGGCCACGGCGUGACCUCGCUGGUGGACAGUCACAUCAGCUGCAAGGAAGAACUGCUGCAGCUGGGGAGAGCCAGCCCCUCCAAAGCAUACAGCAUGAUGACCGUGUCCAGCUAAAGCCUGCCACAUGGUGCUGUUUUUAAGAUAAACGAGGAGAGAAAAAAAAAAGCAUAUAAAAAAUGAAAUAAGGAAAGAGAAAAAAACAGAAAAAAAAAACGAAAAGAAAAAAGGAGGAGAGAAAAAAAAAGCAGAGGAUGUGGCCUAUCAUGCAGGUGAUGGAAACCUUACAGGUUUUAAUUUCACUUGUCUCUUACGUUCACGUUUGUUGGUGUUCUUGUUGUUGGAUCUGCCAUUAAGUCCCCUUAUAUAUUAGGGGAUAGUGAGGAGGAGAUGUUGUUGUUGUGCUACACACUGGGGCAGCUAUAAGACCAGCGGAGUGUCUGCCCCUCCCUGGACAAAGCCAGGCCAGAAACGGCGGGGCUGUUAUUAUUUUUGUUUUUUUUUGAAAAGGUGUUUCCUUUUUGAUGUUGAAUUUGCACUUUUAUUUUCAAAUGGUUUUAUUUCUUAACUGCCAUCACCAUCACCACAAACCUCUUUGUGUAAAGAGCUACUGUCUGGAUGCAUGAGUCUGAUGCAUCUCAGAAAGGAAAGAAACAGACAUGUGAAAGGAGUAGAAAUUACAUUUCUCUCUUUUUGAAUUUUUUUUUUCUCUUUCUUUUGCCACAACAUGGGGUGUCUGAAGUCCAGCUUGAGCUAAUGUCUGUCCAGACCUCAGUUCUGUGCCCAUUUCAAAACCUCUUUAAGACAACUACUCUCUGUUGGACCACAGGGCAAUCUUUUUUGGUUUUGUUUUGUUGUUUUUUUCUUGUUUUUUUUUCUCUUGUUGUUAUGAUUGAGCACUGGGCGGACAUCAGCUCUUACACUGGACUUCUGAGGCCCCAGAAGACAGAACUGCAGAAAGCCCUCUUAACCGUUUACGGUGCCGUUUUUUGGCGCUGCAGGGGGGAUGCGUUCGUGAUACCUGUUACCAUGGAUACCAUCGCCAUGUCACCAGCGCAACCCUUUGCAUGCACGUAGCGUUUUUCUCUACUUGUUUUUGUUUCCAGGGAGGAGCCGCGCACACGUUCCCCUCCCGCUCGAUGAAUGUCAUACUGUCAAAAAAAAAUCACAAUCGAUUAAUUUCAAAUUACACCCCUCACUGCCCUCCCCCCUUCUUUUGUUUUAUACCCCCCUGCUCCCAUCCCACCCAAAGUCUUUGUUAAACACCAAAUGUAAGUAUGUAGCAUAGCGGUUCCUGCCGUUGAAGGUAGAGAGAAGGCGGGUAUGUGUCGUCGUUUUCGUUUUUCUGCCCUCCCUGCCGCCCUUUGCGAGAAAUGACAUUGAAUGCACUUUUGACAGAAGGGCCCAUGUGGGAUGUACUCGUCGAGGUCGACGACUCCUCGACCCCCUGCUGCAUUCCGACGUCCCGGGUUGUCACGGAGGCCUGGGGUCCGCUUGUUUGGUUUCGCUUUGUUAUGUUGCCCUCGCUCGCCAAGACCAUUUCCUCCCGAGGAGAUUUUUUUUCUUAAUGGAUGUAACUUUUUGAGUUUGAUACACAGAAAAAAAGAAAAUAGACGAAGGCAUAGACAAAAAGCUGAAGCAUUUCAGAUAGUUCUCGUUUUUGUUGUGUUUUUGUUGUGUUUCGUUGUGUUCCUGUGCUGUGCUGUGCUGUGCUGUGCAGCUUUUAGCAGUCGUGAGACACGCGCGCGCACACACACACACACACUCACACACUCACACUCAGACACUCACACACAGACCAAGUGCAAGUCGUUGUACUGAUUUUGUUAUUACACCAUAGCACUGCGCUCCAUACGUGACUGUAGAAAUCUCCUAGAAGGUAUAUGGAAAACUCAAAUGCACAGAGGGAGAGAGAGAGAGAGAGAGAGAAUGAAAGAGAUAGAGAGAAAGGUGACAAGAGAUCCAGAUAAAGGAAGCACUGACUGUCCAUUUCCAAAUGAAAGAAUCGCCAGCUGUUUGUUUGUCGUGACCUUUGGGAUCGUUGGACCUCCUCUGGGUGUGGGUGGGUGCAGCAGGAGUCCGGUGGGUGGAGGGUUGGGUGUAGUCGGGGAUGUGUCCAGAGUGGGUGCCUGGUGGUGGUGGUGAGGGGUCUCUGUCCGAGCCACGGGUGGUGCUGGGCUUAUUCAGCCAGUCUCUGAGCCAUUUUUUUCCCCCUAAGAGUCGUCAGCAAACAGCAACAACAACAACAGCAGCAGCAGUAGUAGCCCCAUUUUAUUUCCUUAAUCACUGGUCUUGCCAGAGUGCUUGAAUCCCUUGGCAAGUGAGGGGCGACCGACAACCAGCUGUUCCUCCUCCUUUUGGAGAGAGAGAGACGACGACGACAAUGACGCGGCUGACUUACCCUACACCACCCCACCCCCCCCCACCCCCCACUCCGUCCCUUCCCCACGCUGCAGGGAGCGCGCAGUGACACAUAUCACCUCCCCCUCCCUCUUUGUCGUUGUGGGGGGGGGGGGGAUAGCGGUGGGUUGUGAGAGAGGUGGGGUGGUGGGGGUGAGUCGGAUCCCAGUCCAGGGCAGCUAUUACUCACCCCCAAAACUUCCGGCUCUACCCCUUUGCCCCCCCUCCUCCAAGAACACCCCCCCCCCCCCAAAAAAAAAAAAAAAACUCGAGGGAGGACAUAACCAGCACAUACACUGAGCGCGCUCCCCUCUGCCCCCCCCCCACCCCUUCCACAAACACACACUCCCCCCCUUUUCCCUCUUCUGAGCCUUACUGAGAGAACCACACAGAGUGAAAAGUGGAAAUGGUCAUCGCGAAGAGCAGUGGUUGUUGUUGUCAUGCCAUAUUAGCCGUGUACUGGAUCGAUCGUUGUGUGCUUUCUAUUUCCUUUUGGAGUUGUGGACUACUCUUUGUCGGUUAUUUUAGCUAUCACACAGGGAAGCUGCUGCAAGAGGCUGUGCUGCGAGUUUGUUUACAUAAGUGAUUCCUGUAUGGUUGGACGUCCAAGGGUACAGCAAAAAAAUAAAGAUAAAGCUAACAAAGGGGGUGUGCAGGUUGUUUAUGGUAGGGGAGGCUUUUCGGUGUGCACUUUUCCAGACGGGGACUAAGUCCGGCCUCACAUGCUGCUGAGGUGGGACGCUGCCAAUCAGUCCUAAACGGGUGCAAUAAAAGCCUCUCUCCCAGGGGAUCAUGGGUAAUGGAGCCAGACUGUCAACACAGAAUUGCCAACCCCACCUCCCCCCACCGGCACCCUCUAUCAGCUGGGGCCUCGUGUGUGUGUGUGUGUGUGUGCAGAGCAGGGAGCAGGGAGUUAAACAGAUGGACAGUGACCUUGGGUCUGACCUCGCAGCUUUCAGCCCCUCAUGAUUUGAAAGACUUUUGGGGGCAGAUUUGCUCAGAUUUUUAAUAUGACGUUAAUCGUACACGUAGACAGCCUAAGUUAAGUACAAGCUGGAUGUGGCAGACUGUUCCAGCUUUUUAAAUGUACUGUUGAAAAACCACACACACAUCCAGCAAAACAGUCUCUCAUUCUAUUACACUUGCUGUCUGAAGUUGCCACCAAUGCGAUUUGACACCUUCUACAUGAAUUUGAUAAUACCCCCCCCCCCACUCCCACCCCUUAAAUAUCUUUCGACAAGUUAAUUAAUUGUACCCCAGCUCAUCUGAACUUUGCAAGCAUUUAGCUCACGUUUGUGCACAUAGUAAUCGGUUGCGUCGUAAUAAGUGGUUUUCUAGCAGAGGGUAAUAGCACAUAAAAUGCACUAUGUCGAAGUUGAAGUUAUGUGACAUUGAGACGCGGGGUGUCUCCAGGAAUGUAUUGCCAAAACUCAGGCCUCACACAUUCAAGUAUACCCUCAUGGAAGAGUUGCGCAUGUUAGGAUGUGAAACAUGGAAGGGAAAUAGUCGUUUUAUUUGUCUCGUUGGGUUUGUCAUCGAUGAUUUUGGAGGAAAAAAAUUAUUGCCACUUUCGCAUUUGGGGUGUUUUACAUAUUUGUAGAAUGUAAUGUUAUUGUACAACAUAUGGUAGAAUACACAACAUAACACAUGGGAAGUGCCAAUAAUUGAUGUUUUUAUUUGAGAUGUUUCGAUGUAUUCCUUUUUGUAUUUCAUAUUUUAACACGAAUAACUAUUUCCAAGGUGAAGCCAUUCGUGUCGGGAGUGUUGGCAAGGACCAAAGUUCUUUUGGUAAAAAAAAAUCAGUUUCCUCUCUCUGUGCAGAUAGACUUGUCCUUUGUUUUUUUUUUUUUACUUUACAAAACAAAAAAAAAUCUGCGCUACCCAAGAUGAAAAGCUGUCUCUAUCUUGUGAUCCUGUCAGUACAUCUUUAUUGUGUUCAUUUUCUUUUCCUUGGGUAUGUUGUUAUGAACUGCUGUAAAUUUGUACAGUUCAUGUAAAUUGAUUGUGCGGAAGUUGUACAGAUUUCUAUAUUUUGGAAGAAAAGUUUUUUUUCUCUGUAAUAAAAGAUUUCCUAUCUUGGCAAACGUAAA
This is a messenger RNA of Sardina pilchardus (European sardine), 5199 nucleotides long. It is a transcript of the gene btg1, whose product is annotated as B-cell translocation gene 1, anti-proliferative. The record is from RefSeq and is a predicted model, not a curated record. Lineage: Eukaryota; Metazoa; Chordata; Actinopteri; Clupeiformes; Clupeidae. The transcript has 2 exons. Gene Ontology annotation, cellular component: nucleus; cytoplasm. Gene Ontology annotation, biological process: negative regulation of mitotic cell cycle; negative regulation of cell population proliferation. The coding region runs from base 272 to 826 and encodes 184 amino acids.